CCGGGCACAGCCGCCCCCGGCGGGCCCGCCGGUGCCGUGGGUUGUUCCCGGAACCCCCUCCUCACGCCCCCGCAGCCCCUCUGUGCCCGCACCCUCCCCAGGGCCCCGCUGAAGCUCCCUCCCCUGCCCGCCCUGCGGAGCGCCAGGUGCCCCUUGCCUGCCCUCUGCUAUCCCCGCUACGCAGGAAUGGUGUUCUACAGCUGGAAUAGACCGUCCCGUACUUAUCUGAAAUGUGGGACUUGUUGGGGUUUCUUUAGCGUGUGUGAGGCAGUUAAUUUUAUUGCCUGUUGCAUUUGUGGUACUCUUCUCAUACUCAUUUUUAUGAUGUUUUUUUACGCUGUAAGUUAAUAAGUAACUGGUGAUGUCACCUGCUCUUAUUUCUGCUUAGUUGAAACCUGGUAACCUUUAUUCACAGGGCAGGCUUUAAUAGACUUGAAACUUUUGCUUGCAUGUGGCAGAGGUAGGACAUGUGCAUCAAACAGAGGGCUACUUUAGGUGUAAGAUUGUAGAUUAGAUUUAUUUCUCCUAGUAAAAUAUGAAAAUAUUUUGCAUGUGUGCAACAUAGUAAUAGUAGGGAGAAUGAUAGUAGGGCUUCAGCCCAUCUCUUUUCUCUGUCUGAUGAGGGAGAAGGGAGACAAUGGGGCUAUGAUAAAGAAAAUGUGUCUAGAUCCCACUUUGUAGCUUUAUCCUUGCUGUCUCAGUCUCUGACUAGUAAAUAAUUUAUAUACUUUACUGCUGUGAGAAUUGAUACUUUUUCUCGCAAGUCUUCAAGCUGUUGUAAGAGCAGCCAUAUUCUCUAGUACUUUUUAUUUUUAUCUUGGGAUCUUGGGUUGAUUGCCUAAACUGACUUUUAUUACUAAUUUUCUAGUGCUGAUGGAUAAUGAUAGACAACACUGGUUUCUAUGCCUGAUUUACACUUGGAUAUUUUUCUUUCUGUAUAUAAACACUAUAAGACUUUAUUUUUUUUAACAAAAGUAAAUUUUGCAAGACCCUCCUGUUUGCCUAUUUUGUACUCAUCAGUGGCCCAACGAAUUGCUGAUGUACUCUGAUGUGGUCUGAAGGUAAAAAGGAGUGCUGAGACAGAUGUUUGCUGUUUUUCAAAAAUAAACGAAAGAUUCAGAAAACAGUGCUGAGGAGACUGUGUUUGAAAGCGAGUUAAAAAAACAGAACUUGGCAGAUGGGAGGAAACCAGACACAUCCAAAGCAGAGCUAGACUUGAAGAAGAUGCCUCACCCUGGAAGAGAUGAUCAGUAUGGAGUUCCUCGUGGCAAACACCCCUCAUGAAACCUGAAUGCUGCAGCUGUGUUUUAGACCAGUGCUACCCCCAGGUCAGAAAGAGCAAAGAGUGCAGCCUGGAAGGCUCACAGUGCAGUGCUAGGAGGAGUCAGGAUUGGAAGUCCUGGGACAAACAGAGUUCUUUCAUAUGGAAUGAAAACAACUAAAGGAAUAGUACAAUUUCUCCUGAAAGAAAGACCAAGUGCUCUUUUUUUCUUUUUCUUUUUCAUUUUUUUCUUUUUUUUUUUCUUUUUUCCCAUUAGUGAGUAAAGCUUUUCUACCAAAAACUUAACACAUUUUGGAAUGAACCAGAAAAAUAAAUCCUGCAUGAGUAGCACAAUGUAGAGAUAAUUUUUUAGUCUCUUGCUUUUUGCUGGUAUUAAUAGCACUGCAGUUUUAUUCUGCAGUAAUAGUUCCCUAUAGUUUCCUAUGGUUUCUACAUAAACUGAAUUAGUGGUCAGAACUGGUGAUCACUCUUCUGUGGAUGUAAAAGCUGAUAGGUGAUGUCAAUUAAGCACACUUAAACAGUUAAUGGUGGGGUAGAGACAGCUUAAAAUAACUGUUAGAUAUGUUCUGUUUUCUAAAGUAAAACUUUAGGCUGCAUUUUGAUCAUUAUUUAAUUUCCUGUAUUUUAUGCAUUUGAAGUGUCAGUCACAGUGUUUAUGAAGGCAAGAACUGUAUUUAUGAGGGUUACACAUUUAAACAUCUUUUCUGGAAAGAAGAAAACUGUAGGAUGACAAAAUAGAAAGAAAGUGAUGUCAUCUUACUGAAUUUGUUUACGUAUUAGCAAAUAAACACCCAUUUAAUUUAAUUAUGCUGUCUUUUGAAUAAAUGAGACAAUUGUCUGAGAUGAGAAAUCACUUAGUAUUCAAAUUUACUGAGAAUUUUUGAGUGGCUUCCAUAUAUAAAGAUUCUGUGUGGCAGCAAAAUUGACAAACAUUUAAGUUUUAAAAUAACUGAAGUUAUAUACCUGAAUGAACACAUUUCUCCAUUCUGUGGCUUUUGAGAACAUAGCUAAGAAAAAGGCAAUUUGAAAGAAAGUGGAACUUGGCUGAAAUUCCCAGCUUGUAGCACUGUCCACUGAAACAAGGAUAACCUGACUUGGAAAGAGUUCCUGAGUUCUUGGAAAUGAUGAAACUCAUGUGGAUCUGGUACAGUAUUUCAAGUCAAUGUCUUGAUUUACCAGGACUAGGAGGAAAAUGUACUGUCGGGGUCAGGCAUUGGCAGAAAAAUUAUGAUUGCUGACUUUUUUUUUCUCACUAGACUUGUCACACCAGUUCUACUUGUUGCUAUCUCAGUUUUCAGUAUCAAAAGGCUUAAAUCUUUCUGAUUUAGGAAAUCUGUUGCAAAAAAACCUGCCAACUCCCCCCAGGAAAAUAAAAUCAACAUUCAGAGAGAUGCAUGCCUUUGCCAUGGUGAGCCUGCACAAGAAUUUUCAGGAUCAGCCAACUCAUGAAACCCAGAAUCUACAGCCAAAGUAGACACAUUAUCCCCUUGGACCUCUUCUGAGUUCUUAAAUUUAGAGUUUGCUUUGGCACAGUGCUUGAAUGCCAUCACAAAAAUGUGCACAGUGGAUAUUGCAGUAUCUUUUUUUAACUAGAACCUAGAUAUCAAUGCAAGCGGAAAUGUUCAUAUCCUCUUUCAGCCUAAAGCAUUUUCCAGAUUAGAAUUAAUUUAUAAUGAAAACUAUUAUAGUCUUAAUUUUUAGAAGAUAAAUGAUUGCUAAUUAGUUAUAAUAAUUUGAAAUUUUAUCGCUCUUUUCUCUGUGGAUAUCAAAACACUUCACUAAGAUGGGUAAGUAUUAUUAUCUAAUUUUUCACAGGAGAUAACUGAGACAGCCAGAGGUGAAAUGGCUGAUACAAAUUGAACACGUCAUUACUGGGUUUGGAAUUAGAAUUCAGUCUCUGAGCACUCCACUAUCUAUUUAUGCAAAUAGUCUAUAACUAUUUCUUCAACUUCAGUGACACCAGUUGUGUUACCCCAGUAAAAACUCAUGAAUUUCAUUUAAAUAUAUUGAGAUACAUUGCUUCCAUGUUUUGUUUUAUUUUCAUUGGUUUUUUAAAUGUAAAACUUUCUGCUUGUCUAUUUUCAAGUUUUUCUCAGCACUCCUAAGGCAUAAAAGUUCAUUUGUAAUUCUUAUGUGAAAUUAUGCAGGAAAGUCAGAUUCUGGCAGAUCUCAGGACUUUCGGAUGAAGAUUGGCUAAGAAUGACAUAUCUGAAAUAUUUCUUUGUCCUCUUUGUUCUUCUUGUGGGUGGCAUUUUGUUAGAACACUUUGCCUUUCCUGAAAUAUCAAAAAAGCUUGCAAUUCCUCAAAAUUUUUUUUCCAAAUGGAUUCUGACCCAGAGCUGGAAACAGGAAAUGAAAUAUUAGGGACUUCUUAAUGGUAUCAAAGUAAUGAUUACAAAUUAAGAAGGAUUUGCAUGCAUCCUGUCCAUAUUAUUCUGAGUAUUCAGUUUCUUUAUAUGCAACUUCUGAAUUCUCUGAUUUUGGAUAGUGUUUUCGUGCUGUAAUAUUGAUGCAAAGUUGCUCCAAUGUGCAUUUUAAGGUGUUUCAUUUGGAAAUGGAGAACACUUAUGAAAUCAAAAGGCAGAAAAAAGUUAGAGCAUGCUUUUUUGCUUCUUUUUGAGGCUUUUGUAGAAAUGGUCAGUGUGUUUGGUUUUUAUAUGACAAAUUUGGACCUCUUCCACUUCAGAGGAAAAUAGUAACAAGUAAAAAUUGUAGCACCCUGAAAAAGAUGAUCUAAAAGAUGAAAAUCAUAUGGGGGAGUGGUGUUAUUAAGCUGUUUAAUUUUAAAAAAAUUGUGUUAAGUUUUAAAAUUUGUUUUCCAUCAUCAUAAAAUGUUUUGAAGAAAGCCCUUUUUUUCUUAAAGAUUCAUCUCUCUUGCUUUUCUAUUUAAGACAUAGGUGAUCUUAGAAUGUCUAUCUCCAGUUAUUUUUGUGAAGUCCACCACAAAGGUGAAGGAAUAGCCUUGUUAUCUCAAAAGCAGAUCUCAUCCCAGUACAUUAAAGAGAAGCUCAAAACAUUUAAAUCAUGUCAGUUCCCACCAUUACACAGUAUUUAGAUCAAAGUCUUGCUGUAGCAAUUUAUUCAGAGCCUGGAGUCCUAAAACCUGAACCAAUUAAUUCACUCUGCAAAGUAGGACAUAUCUUUGGGUUUUCCAUAUUUGUGUACAGGCAGAAGACAAAUACCAUCUUUGGGAAUCUCAAAGCAUUUGAGAGGAAAUGAGAAUGGUCUAAAUGGCAAAUAAAAUACUAAAGGUUUGUCUUUACCACCGCCAGGGAGAGAGGACAUCCAGCUUUUGCAAUGGAAGGGGAACCAGUAGAAGAUGCAGUGGAAGAUCUCAGUAGUGGGGAAGAAAAUUUGGAUGAUGAAGAUAAUAGUCAAGUAUCCUCAGAACCACAAAAAAGGCCUGAGGAGGUAAAAAAGAAAAUAGCUGAAACCUUCUUCUACACGUAUGAAGAUGUAUAUUCAGGACCAUAUGCCACUGACGACACUGAGAUACCCACUGACCUUCUAAUUUUUAAACAUUCUUUUGGAUAUGACUGUACCAGACCUGUAAACCUGAUGAUAAUGGAUAGAGAUACUGUGGGGUAUAUAGCAGGCAACCAGGUGAUCCUCCAGAACCUGAGAACCAAGUAUCAGAAACACGUCCGGAGCAGCCAUGGCGGUGGCAUUGGGUUUAUCACAGCACACCCUAAUAAGGACUACUUUGCAGUAGGAGAAAAAGGAAAGAAGCCAAACAUUGUCAUCUACACAUAUCCUUCGGUGAGACCCUACAGAAUACUGAAAGGUGGAACAGAGGUAGCCUAUGUUUUUGGUGAUUUCAACCGUACUGGCACUUUGCUGGCCAGUGUUGGGAGCAGCCCUGACUACAUGUUGACUAUCUGGGACUGGAAACAAGAGGAGACUCUGCUGAGGUCAAAAGCUUUUGCACAGGAUGUUUACAAGGUCAUGUUUUCUGCUGAGAAUGAAGAGCAUCUAACUACAGGUGGAUCAGGACACAUCAGGUUCUGGAAGAUGGCUCUCACAUUAACUGGUCUCAAGUUACAAGGAGCUUUGGGCAGGUUUGGAAAAACAGCAGUGUCUGACAUUAUAGGUUUUGUGGAGCUGCCUGAUGGGAAAGUUGUCUCAGGAACUGAGUGGGGCAAUGUGCUGCUUUGGGAAGGUGGCCUCAUUAAAGUAGAGCUCUGUCAAGUUGGACAUAAGCCCUGUCAUGAGGGCCCUGUCAGCCAGUUAGUUUUUGAUGAAGGAGACCUUUACUCUGUUGGAAAAGAUGGUGUCAUCCGGAUGUGGAACUUUGAGGUAGUAGAUACUGCUGAUCCUGUGGAUGACACAGGGUUAGUGGAGAUGGAGCCUAUGAAUGAACUUUGGCUUGGCAAGAAUGUCAGCCUGAAUUUCAUUACAAAAAUUCAUGAUCAUGAACAGCCCUUCUGGUUUGCUCAGGAUACAAGUGGAGCAAUAUGGAAGCUGGAUUUGACUUUUUCAAAUAUGACCCACGACCCAGAGCGUGUGUGUACCUUCCACUCUGGGGCGAUUGAGGCCGUCAGUGUCUCUCCUUUUACAUACCUGAUGGCCACCACAGCUCUUGACCGGUCAGUGCGUAUCUACGAUUUUGGCAGCAACAGCCAAGUGGGUGUAAUGAAGUUUAAACAGGGAGGAACAGCGCUGACAUGGGCACCAGCUGUUGUAAACCCUGAGGGAGGUCUAAUUGCCGUGGGGUUUGAAGAUGGUGUUGUCCGCAUAAUUGAGGUUUAUGAUCCCAAACGGCUGCCUGGUCAUGCAGGACGGGCCAAUGAGAUUGCAGAGAUAAAUCUGAAACAAGUUUUCAAACCUCAUGCUGCUGCAGUCACAGCCCUGGCAUAUAAACCAAAAGGAGAUGUGUUUGCCACAGGGAGUAAAGACAAAACUGUUUUCUUUUUUGCUAUUGAGGAUGAAUACAAGCCUAUUGGAUUCAUCUGUGUCCCUGGACCUGUACAGGCAUUACAGUGGUCUCCACCUUCUCAUGACAAGAGCACGCUGCUCAUCCUUUGUGAGAAUGGCUUUGCUGUCCAGGUUCCUGCCCCUCUGCGUGGGAAGCAUGAUGCAGCAACCACCUAUCACAUAAAAAACCUGCCAACACAGUACUUCCAUUUUUAUAGUAUUAAAUCCAAACUCAAGCUGGGAGAGGAGAUUGCACGGAGAGAGAAAGAAAAGCAAGAGAAGGAGAAGGCAAGGCUUGAAUGGAUAAAGCAGCAAAAGGAGCUGGGACUUGAGGUACAAGAAACGAAUGAGGAAGAACCUGAAGAAGAGCCAUUGCCACCUAUCUACAUACCAGAGGAGCCCAGUCCCAUCCUCUGUGGCUUUUAUGCAGCACCAGAAAAAUUUUGGCUUUCCUUGGGUGGGUAUGACUCAGGAUUUCUCUAUCAUUGCGAAUUCUCACAUGAUAAUAAAGAAGACCCUGAAAAGAGGAAAGAUGAACCCUUUGAAGUGAUUCCUAUGGAGAACACUGACAACAAUCCCAUUCACCAAAUCUCCUUCUGUAGCCACAGCCCCCUGAUGUUCUGUGGGAUGCAGGAUGGCUCGCUGCGUGCUUAUCCUCUCGCUUAUCCUCUCGGUGAGAAAGGCCUCUCAGUGGGUGCCCUGAAGGACUAUUGGUACCUGAAUGUACAUGACAAUGACAAUGGGCAGAUCCGGGGGAUCUGUUGUAGUCAUGAUGACAGGUGUCUGAUUACCUGUGGUGGAGAUGGAAACAUUUUUACAUUUGACCUCUGGUCAGAGGAGGAGCUUCCCAAAGAGCCAAAAGUCACAAUCCCCCCUCCUAGGAGAGGUCUUGAGAAGGAGAAGGCUACUGAAGACAUUAAGGAUCCUGAUGCCUACACUAUUGAGGAAUACAAGCAGAAAAAGGAGCAUGAACGGAAAAUGAAGGAAGCUGAAGAAAAGAAAAAUAAGAAAAGAGAGGAGUUAAGUGCACUGAGACAAGACUUUGUUUAUCUCCUUCAAAAGAAUCAGGAGUUGCCCAUGCACAUGCAGUUGCACAGAGAGGAGUUUGAGAUGGACCGUAGGAUCUUUGAAGAGCUGGAUAGGCAGACACUACAGAGAAUCCAGUUAGUGCAAAAGCAGCUGGCUUGGGAGCAUGAGAAACAAUUCAUUGGACUGCAGAAACUACAAACACAGUUUUGGGACUCUCUGGAAUUUACUCUCACUGUUCAUGCUAUUCAAACCAAUCAUCAGAUUUCGACCUACAGCCUUCUAACAGUGUCUGAGAAAUAUGGCCAAGAUAAGAAACAUGAGGACAGCAAGUGGGCAGUACAUAAAGAGAAGUGGACAGCACUUAAAGAGGCAGAACAAGCAGAAGAGGAGAUCCACAGAGAGACAAGCCCUGUGCAUAGAGGAAGUGUAGUUUUUGAGAAUGAGGCUGAAAGGCUGAAGACACCAGAGGUCCGAAAGCCAACCACGCGUUAUAUAGAAAGCAGACGUCAGAAAAUCAGAAGCCUUGUUGAGAAAUACGAUGCACUGAAAGCCAAGAUCAUGAAGAGGAGGGCAGAGUGGCAUGAAUUAUACAAGAGCAAACCUAGAGAUAACUAUGAGAAUUCCAAAGAUGCUGAGGAGAUCAAAGCAGCACGGGAGAAUAUAGGAUGUUACAGGCUGAAGAGUGCCACUAACUACACACUCACUGAAAAUGAGCGUAUAAGCACUGAAAAGAAGAUGAUGCAGCUUGCAAUCCUGGAAGACUUGAUCAACACACUGGUGAUCAACUUUGAUGCUGAACUUCACCUUUUGCGGCACAAGAAACUGAAGAUGGAUGUGCAGAUGAAAAGUGCUGAUCUGCGCUGCAUCACAUGCUGUGAAGAGCUGCUUGUCCUGAAGAAACUUGAGGUACAUGAGGACCUUCUUGAGGAGCAAAUCUGUACCCUCAUCAAUGAACAGGAGGACACACAUUCAAAAUUGAAGAGCUACCUUGCACAACUAGAGGACAGAAAGUGUGAGAUUGUAAUGCUCGAGGAACGUAAGAAAGCUCUUUAUGCCAGCUUCGAAGCAUCUCUUGGAGAAAACAAUGAAUUUGCUGAUUUUCUGACCGACAUUUUAAAGAAGGAAGUUGAGUACAUGGAAAAAGAAGUAGGAAGAGGAGCAGGUGAAGAAAAUGAGAAUGAAGAGGAGGAUGAUGGAAAGCCUGACUUAAAGACUGAUGAAGAAAAUUGUGGAUCUAAAAGCAUAGUCUUUGAUGACUCUGUUCGCCCAGAAGGCUGCAGUGAGGAUCUCUUCCUGAACACCAUCCAGCUCCGGCAGCAGCGGAUAGGCAUUGAGAAAGCUCUAGAAGAGGAGAAGAAAGUUGCUGGUGACCUCAAAAAGGAAUAUAAUGCCUUGGUCAAAAAGGCAAAAGAAAUAGAAACCAGUCUGGACACAACAAACAGGGAACUGGAGGCCUUUCAGUGGGAAAAGCUGCACAGACUAAAUGAGCUGGAUGUAGUUGUGCCUUUGAGACUCCAUCAGGUGCAGUGCUUGGUUGAUGGGGAGAUGCCCCGUGACUUCUCCCAGACUUUAGUAUUUACCAACCAGUCCUUGCAGUACCUGCAGAAGAGAAUUGUGGACCUACGUAAUGAAAAGAUAAUGCAAAGAGAGAUCCAUAAGAAGGCCAAGGAGCAACAUAAGCAGCUUCUCCAGGAGAAAAAGGAGAUGGAGAUGGAGAUUCAACGACUGGAGGAGAGGUGCAAUAAUCUGAUGAUGGAGAAGUUUGGUCGGCUGGUUGAUUUUGAAGCAGUUCAAGUCCACUCUGUUAAUAUACCCAUGGAGCAGAUGAAAGUGAGAAUAAUGGAGAAGGAGUAUGAGCAUUUCGUGGAGCUCAAAGAAUGGGAGGAAAGAAUUGUAGUCCUGCAGCAUCAGCUAACGAAGCUGACAAGGGAAAACACCAGCAAGCUGCACCAGCUGAACAGAUUUUGCCAUGAAAAGCAUCAGCUUGAAACUGAGCUGGAAUCACUGACAACUGGUCAGGGGGGAGAAUUUGAGGGCACCCUAAGUGCUGACCUCAAAGAGACAGCCAGGCUGGAGUCACGGCUCAUGCACAUGACUUCUGAGGUGGCCCUUCUGAGAGAGGAAAUCAGCCAGGGUGGAGUAGAUGAGAUGUAAAAGAACUCACUUUGCUUAGCAGAAAAGGUGGGUGCCUGUUUCUACAAGCUUUACCACAGGACUCCAACUCCCUGUUCAGAAAUAGUAUCUACCAAUCCAAGUCACCCUUAAAAUUAACUGUGGCAGCAGUAAUGCCUGGAAGUGCAAAAUUGUUUUGGCUAUCCAGGGGUUUAGUUGAAAAGGGUUGUAUUUGGUUUUUCUAGCAAAAUAUGACUGUAACAACAUAUUUGGAAUAAAAAAUAGCAAAUAAAACUAUUAAAUACUGUUA
Taeniopygia guttata (zebra finch) is the source of this 9647-nucleotide messenger RNA. The record is from RefSeq and is a predicted model, not a curated record. NCBI's taxonomy places the organism in Eukaryota, Metazoa, Chordata, Aves, Passeriformes, Estrildidae.